AAAAUAAACAUUUAUCAGCUGAUAAUCAGCUGAUAAUCAGCUCGUUUGACGUUCAGCUGCGGUCGUCAUGGCUGCGACAGACGUCAGCGUUCAGGAGAUGAGCGACGUCGUCAUCGUCACCAUCCCAGAAGACGCGGGCGACGAGCUCCCCGGCGUGGUGGCGGAGGAUAAGGCGGUGCUGGUGACCGCCGAGCUGACGCCUGAGGCCGGGGAGGACAUCCUCGCCGUCGCUCAGGUGGAAACAGAAAGUGACGCCAGCGGAGCCGACUCUCUGUCCAAGGAAGAGGCGCUGAUCGUGAAGCUGUCGGAGGAGGUGGACGUGGAGGCCGACAUGUACUACCCCAUCACCUGCGGGGACGCCAAGGCCACGCUGGUGUGGAAGAAGUUCGUCUGUCCCGGGAUCAACGUCAAAUGUGUCCAGUUCAACGAUCAUCUCAUCAGCCCCAAAGAGUUCGUGUGCUUAGCAGGAAAGUCCACCUUAAAGGACUGGAAGAGAGCGAUCCGCCUCAACGGCACCAUGCUCAGGAAGAUCAUGGACUCGGGUGAACUGGACUUCUACCAGCACUCCAAGGUCUGCUCCAACACCUGCCGCAGCACCAAGAUCGACCUGGUGGGAACCAAAGCGUCCGCCGCGGUCGACGCGUCCGCCGCCGACCUGCUCGCUGCCUCCACCUCGUCAGCUGACUUGAACGGAGCGGCCGCUUCGUUUCCAGAUGCGACAGAGGAACCGUCAGAGUGGGUCACCGCCAUCGGAGAGGACUCUGUGACAUUCUGGCGCUCCAUAAAGGAGGCGGGGCUUCUGGAGGAGGUGGUGGAGGACUUCCAGAAGGAGCUGCAGGAGGUUCUGAAGGGGUUGCAGGAGAGAGUGUGCGACCCGCCACUGCAGGUCAAAGAUGCGGUUCUGCUCAACAACAUUGUGCAGAACUUCGGGAUGCUGGACCUGGUGAAGAAGGUUCUGGCCAGUCACAAGAGCCAGAUGGACCGGUACCGAGAGCAGUACUCUCGUAGCCUUGCCGCUCUGGAGCAGCAGUGUGAUGAACACCGGAAACGGGCCAAAGAGCUGAAGAGUAAAUCUCAGCACCUGAACAACGUCCUGAUGACCCUCACCCCGGUGACCCCACCCCCACCGCCCAAACGCCCCCGGCUGACCCGUGCCGUCUCCGGCCCGGCCGCGGUCGGCGCCGCGCCCACCCAGAUCACGCUGCCCCUCAACCAGCUGGGCGGCCUGCCGUUAGGAAAGGUGCUGACGGUGGCGGGGGCGCAGGCGGGCGGGUACACCAUCCUCACCUCGCCGCUGUCCGGCGCCGAGCUAGCAGCCGACGGCUCCAACGUGACUCUGCUGGAGGGCGUGGAGCCGGCGGGGGGGUCCGGCGGCUCCGGGGCCUUCGUUAAGGUGGUCGGACCUCAGUUCCAGCUGGUGACGCUGCCGCUGGCCACCACACAAAGCCCCGCCCUGCAGCAGCAGGUCAGCACCGUCACCGUGGUGGACGCCAUGGCAACCGGAGCGGAGGAGUCCCAGGAGGCGGGGCAGACUGACGGAGAUGAUGGAGGUCAGCCAGGGCAGGGAGCAGAGGAGGAGGAGGAGGAGCAGUGAGAGGAAGGACAGCUGUGCCGGCUUCACUCUGGACUCAAACGUGAAGCUUGAUUACCUCUGACCUCUGACCCCUCCCUGCUUCAUGAAGGUCUCUCAGUUUUCAGAGGGAACUUUUAACGAGCUUCUGUUCUGCGAGUUCUUUGGACCGGACCUCCUGUUCUCUUCUGAGG
Messenger RNA from Nematolebias whitei (Rio pearlfish), 1764 nucleotides. It is a transcript of the gene gmeb2, whose product is annotated as glucocorticoid modulatory element binding protein 2. Gene Ontology annotation, cellular component: nucleus. Gene Ontology annotation, molecular function: DNA-binding transcription activator activity, RNA polymerase II-specific; RNA polymerase II cis-regulatory region sequence-specific DNA binding. Gene Ontology annotation, biological process: positive regulation of transcription by RNA polymerase II. The record is from RefSeq and is a predicted model, not a curated record. The coding region runs from base 68 to 1594 and encodes 508 amino acids. The transcript is spliced from 10 exons. NCBI's taxonomy places the organism in Eukaryota, Metazoa, Chordata, Actinopteri, Cyprinodontiformes, Rivulidae.